Molecule: messenger RNA, 1434 nt
Organism: Diaporthe batatas
Lineage: Eukaryota; Fungi; Ascomycota; Sordariomycetes; Diaporthales; Diaporthaceae
Exons: 3
Coding region: 1-1434 (477 amino acids)
Molecular function (GO): FAD binding
Source: RefSeq, a predicted model, not a curated record
AUGGACCCACCUCCACAGGCGGAAUGCCUCGUCGCAGCUGGACUUUCAGACCAGCUCCUCUUUCCCACUGACUCUGAGUAUGUAACCCGGAAUGAAUCCUAUUUCGACAACGGCUCGAAGCUCCGACCGACAUGCAUAGUCCAGCCGAGAACUGGAGCCGACGUGGCUACGGCUCUCAAUGCCCUUUCCAACGCCGGCCAGGCCUUUGCUGUCCGAGCCGGUGGUUAUACCAACAGGGUCGGCAGCAACAACAUCGACGGCGGAAUCACUAUCGACCUGGGUCUCCUAGCAUUUGUCGACUACAACCAUGAGACCGAGACGGCGUUCUUGGGUCCCGGUGCCAAGUGGCAGAACGUAUACGACGAGCUGGAGAAUCAUGGACGUUUCAUCGGUGGGGCGCGGGUGGGCAAUUUAGGCGUCGGCGGCUUCCUACUCGGAGGUGGGCUGUCAUACUACUCUGGUCACUGCGGAUUUGCCUGCGACCAGAUCGCAGGCUACGACGUCGCUUUGAGCAACGGCAAGAUCAUCCAUGCGAACAAACAAGAAAAUGGGGACCUCUUCCAAGCCCUCAAGGGGGGCAGCAACAGCUUUGGCAUUGUAACACGCUUUGCCAUCAAGACAUACCCUAUACGAGGCCCACUGUGGGGCGGCGUAGCAUUGAGACCUGCUGAUAUUGUGCCACAAGCUUCGGAGGCAUUGGAAAGCUUCACUGCGAAGGUUGUCGACGACCUUGCAAGCAGCGUCAUCUUUGUUGCAAUCUAUAAACCCGACUUGGGUGGAGACGGGUUUCUGACGAUGUGUUUCAACACAGCCGGGGUGGAAAAGCCCAAAGCUUUUGACGAUUUCAUGUCUUUGCCUGAGACUUUCAGUAGCUACAAGACUGGGAAGUUACAAGACAUGCUUCCAUUCUCGGAGCUGCCUCUGGGCUACUACAACAUUUGGUACACCCUGACUUUCAAGAAUGACGCCAGCAUUGUUGCCAAGGCCUCCGAGCUACUCUACCAACUAGCAAGAGACCUCCAGGGGCACAUCCCAAGCAACGAGUUCAACACGCACUGUGCAUUUCAGCCAAUUCCCCGUCUUUAUACUGAAAGGUCUCUGGAGUCAGGCGGUAAUAUUCUGGGUCUUGACGCCUACCCGCAUGACGCCAUCCUGCUACAGGCGAGUGCAAGCGUCAAGACGGCUGAGUUGGCCGAAUGGGUGCGUCCCCGCGUGGAAGGUCUCGUGAGCGCCGUCAGAGAUUUCGCUGGAGACGAUCGUCUCUGCCCUUGGAUCUAUCUCAAUUACGCCCAUAGUAGCCAGGAGGUGUUUGAGAGCUACGGACCUGAGAAUGUUAGCAGGAUCAGGGAUGUCGCAAAGAAGUACGACCCGGAGGGUGUAUUCCAGCGGCUUUGCCCUGGUGGAUUCAAAGUUGAAUUUGUGGAUAGCCAGUGA